AUUUUGUUUGCCGUCGCUUCUCGGCCUAAAGGCUAAGAUCAAAGUGUAGUAUACAUUUUUGCCCAGUUUCUCAUAGUGUAAGCGCCGGCGCCGUUAUCAACCAUACUACAGCAAUGGCGAUGGAUUCGGUGAAAGAGAGGACGAGCAUGCUCAUGCUAAAGAUAGGUUGGCGGCAGAUGCAUACAGUGCGUGAAAAGCAUUAUGACGACCGUGGUUAUUAUAAUUUGAUGACCAGCGCGAUAGAUUUAUUGCAAAGACCGGGCGUUAACAAAGAUAUCGAUUUGGUCAAGGCGUGCUUCGCGGUGAGAAUGGCAAUGGAUGGUACCCGAGACCGGUAUCAGAGCAUAUACGAAAGAUUAUUCGCCAUAGAGCUGAAUGGGAUUGCGCCGCGAGCUAUAUUGGAAAUAGUACGCUGGCAGUACCGGUAUGAAUUAUUCCGGUCGGUGGCAGAAGCAGGGGGCCGGGAUCUGCUGGUGGUGCUUAAAGACCAUCAGGCCCUGCAGCAGCGACCCGGUCUUGAGUGGUCCCGAUACCAUCGGGAUUUUGAAGAAGUUUCGUUCGUGGCGGGCGGCGGCUUCGGGAAUGUGUUCCGUGCCCGGAACAUUCUCGACGGUACCGUCUACGCCGUUAAGAAAGUACCGUUCAGUUGUAAGAUCAAGAACGUGUCGGUACAACUCGCGGAGGUUAAAAUGUUGGCGAGUCUUAAUCACAUCAACAUUGUGUCGUUGAAGACGUCCUGGCUAGAGCCGCUUCUGUCACACGGUAAGAGCUCGAACACCACGAACGGUUCCUCCGCGAUGGAAAUUGGAGAGGAAGAGGACGAUGACGUUGGUCCGGCGGUGAGUGCUGGUGAAGAAAAUCGCAAUCAGGGGGUCAAACGGGAAGAUCCGCCCGGUGUGAUCGUGGACGCCAAUCCACAUCUUACCCUCGAGUGGGCCACACUCUACAUACAGAUGCCGCUGUGCCAUCUGACGCUACGCGAGUGGCUCGAUGAGCGCAAUGCGUUCAAAGAUUUCGACCAAUUCUAUAUCAAGUUCCAGCAAAAAGGUCCCGUGCAGCAUGUCGAUGUGGUGCUCGAUGUGUUCCAGCAGCUACUAAACGCACUGAACUACAUUCACGCACGGGGAAUCGUGCAUCAUGACAUCAAACCUUCCAAUAUCUUAGUGAGUCGAUCGGACCAUGAUUCGGCCUUAACGAUCCAGCUGGCUGACUUUGGGUUAGCUCGCUCACGUGGAAGCUCACUCGCCGGCGUUGGAUUCGGGACACCGUUUUACGCGGCACCCGAGCAACUCGAGGGCAAGGGGACGAGCGAUCCCAAGUCGGACCUUUUUGCGCUCGGAAUCGUACUGCUCGAACUGCUCGUUCGGAUCCCCAUCGGUAUGGAGCGCGCCGAUAUGAUCAACCAAGUCUACCGGGGCCAGUAUCCUCCGGAUGUAAACCCCGAUUUUACUGCAUUAGCAAAGGGCAUGUUGCAAGAGCAACCGUCCUGUCGCCCGGAAAUGGCCUAUAUUGUAGAAAAAGUGAAGCGCUUGCAGAGCUAUCGCGAUAACUUGAUAGCGGGACAGCAGCAGAGUCUUUCGUUGGGCGAAUCAGAAAAAAGAAAGAAGCAGAAAGGGAUCGACAUGAGUUUUAAGAUCAAAAACAAGGACGUCGAACUACGCAGAAAGGAGAUGGAACUGCAGGCGAAGGACGAGGACGCAACGCCCAAGUUGUGACGCGGAUGGCCGGGAAACCAACGGUGCCGUACGUUAGUCGAUAAGGGCAAUGCCCAAUUGAAUGUUCUUUGUACAAAAAAAAAAAAAUUAUAUUUAUUAAUGUUAAUUAUGAACGAGCAAUCGUCUAAAAAGAUCCGAUAUUGCAAAAAAGAUGCAAAAUUU
Anopheles cruzii is the source of this 1877-nucleotide messenger RNA. RefSeq names its product eukaryotic translation initiation factor 2-alpha kinase 1-like. Gene Ontology annotation, molecular function: ATP binding; protein kinase activity. Gene Ontology annotation, biological process: protein phosphorylation. NCBI's taxonomy places the organism in Eukaryota, Metazoa, Arthropoda, Insecta, Diptera, Culicidae. The record is from RefSeq and is a predicted model, not a curated record.